CCACCCACAGGGCUCUUCCUUCUGGAAUCAAGCGCUCACCUGGCGGUCGUUCUUCUGCGCCAUGACCGCCACCUUCACACUCAACUUUCUGCUCAGUGGCGUACGCUCAGACUGGGGUGAGAUGGGUUAUCCGGGCCUGGUGAAUUUUGGCGUCUUCGCAUCCUCUUGCGAAGUGGACUUGCCCUCUGCACGACACCCCCGUCGCAUCAGGGAUACGGCACUGGUCAAAGUACACAAGCCUCCAAACGAGUCUCAAAAGGGAUCCAAGAAAUGCCGGGGGUGA
This is a messenger RNA of Sphaeroforma arctica JP610, 283 nucleotides long. RefSeq lists its product as hypothetical. NCBI's taxonomy places the organism in Eukaryota, Ichthyosporea, Ichthyophonida. The record is from RefSeq and is a predicted model, not a curated record. The transcript is spliced from 2 exons. The annotation marks the transcript as partial. Gene Ontology annotation, cellular component: intracellular membrane-bounded organelle; lysosomal membrane. Gene Ontology annotation, molecular function: chloride transmembrane transporter activity.